GGAGGUUCUGCGCGACCGGUCCCGACGCUGACCAAAAAAAAGGAAGUUCGAAAAAAAUAUUUACGGAAGGGAUCUGGAUGGUUGCCUCUUUGGUGGUGAGGUUACUGUAGUGGUGUAAGAAGCAUUUAGCCCUCCAGCGGCGAGCAACGCAAGCCAUUUACUAUUAACUGGAUGUAAUUAGACUGAACUAGUGUGAUAACCUUUGUUGGGCGAGUUUUCACUUACACUCGCGAGAGAAACGGAGAAUUGAGGAUACCAAGUACUAAACGCUGUCGAUCUCGUCACUUGGUUAAGUGUUCCUGUGUAGCCAUUGAUAUAAUUAGUUGGGAGCGGAUGCCAAUAUCGGCUUAGUAGCUGAGCCAAGAAGUUUUACAACUUCGCUCAUGCGGAUUACUUGUAUUGCCUAGUUGCGGACACGGGACGACAUUCUUCGUUAUUUUCGCAAAUUCUUUCUCUUUAGUGUUCUGCGGAUUUAUUCAAGGAUAGGAAACGUUUAUUGCCAACGAAGCACAUUGAAUAUUAUUUCAGUUAAGUAGCCAGUUGUAAGUGAAACGUGUAGUCCUUAACAGAAAGCCUUAAAGCCUAAAACGCUGAUAGGUCACAAUAAAAUGCACCAUUGCCAGCACUCCAAAGAUUGUCGUCACCGCAUUCUUUAAACGAACGGCAGCUAUGCCCAUCUGUCCCUAAGAACCCAGCACGAUGAACGCAACCCGGCUGAAGGUGUGGGUCGUGGCGUGGGCGUUCGUACUGCUCACCUGCGGAGCGUGGGCGGACGAGGAGGACCCCCUACAGCACGAGGCUAAGGUCGCCGCCCGUGAUCGCCAGCUCACUCACAUCCUGCACACGAUCGGCGUGGAGCGGGCGGCAGGUGAGGACGUCGUCGGUGAAUCUGAUGCCCCUGCAGAGGAGAGCGAGCGAGUGGAAGCGCCAGGGGCAGCGUGCACCCACGACGCCCUCGACUUCAAGGUCCAGACGGGGCCGUCGGACAAGUUCAGCAGCGGCAUGAGGGCGGCCCUGCACGUUGCCAACCUCCUCAACAACCUGUUCGUGGCUGGGCCCGAGGGGCGCGACCCGGUGUAUCCCCCGCAUGUCUUCUACACCCUCCUGCGCGCCACGCUGGAGAACGAGCCUGCGGUCGUGUCCUGCGGCGUGGCGUUCCUCCGGGGCGAGUUCGAGGCCCCGGUGGAGCGCAGGGCGUCUGAGGCGGAGGAGGAGAGCGAGCUGUUCGAGCGAGGCCGGAGUCUGUUCCGGAAAGACGUCCAGGAGCAGAGGGACAUGUUCGGGGCCUACGUCUUCAGGAGGGGCGGGACCAUCGGCACGGCGGACCUGGCCUCGCUCUACAACCAGUCAUACGACCAGCUGGACACCGAGGGCACGCAGUGGUUCACGCACUUCAGCUACAGCAGCCCCAUGUACCGGCCGAUCAACUCGAGUCUCUCCUUCGACACGUCCUCCUCCUCCUCCUCCUCCUCGGCCUCCAACUCCGGGUCUCCCUCGGCGCCUUCGCUCGCCCUUACCCGGAAGGAGGACGGACACUGGUCGCUCAACCCGUACUUCGACUGCGGCGCCUCCAGGAGCUGGGUCGUCGCCUACUCCCUGCCCUUCUACGGACGCCAGGGCACCGGCUUCAAGGCCAGGCUAAAGUAGGUGG
Messenger RNA from Penaeus monodon (black tiger shrimp), 1651 nucleotides. RefSeq lists its product as uncharacterized. The record is from RefSeq and is a predicted model, not a curated record. NCBI's taxonomy places the organism in Eukaryota, Metazoa, Arthropoda, Malacostraca, Decapoda, Penaeidae. The transcript is spliced from 2 exons. Bases 700 to 1647 code for a protein of 315 amino acids.